CUGACCUCUCUGAACAAUUUCUUGAGUAGUUCAUAGUUUACAGCCACCAUCUCCUUCCUCGAGGUUCCAAGUAAAGCAAAAAAAGGGAAGCACAAAGCAGAGCUCUGUCCCCUGCCAAUGCAUCUUUCGCUUUAAGUCUUCUUUUGCUUUUCCCCUUCGUUUCGUCUUCUUUUUCCCAGUGACUACACACAUCGACUUCUCCACAUUCCUCUUUCCUUGCCCUUCAUGGUUUAUAUAGGUCAUAGUGCUCUCUCUCAGUGCUUUGUUCUUGUUCUUGAUCUGUACCAGGAAGAAGCAGAAUAGCAGAAGCAGUGGCACGUAGUGAAAGAUCAUGGAGCUUCUAUCGCAGAUGUGGUCGCUCUUAGGGCUGCUCACCAUCCUCCAAAACAUCCUUCCUUCUCAGCUUCUGGCCCUUCUCCACUCGACGUGGCAGUCACUUCAAGACUCCCUCACCCCUUACUCCUACUUCGACGUGCCUGAGUUCCUCGGCUCCUCCGCCGUCGAACCGAACGACCUCUACCGCCACGUCCACCUCUACCUCCAUCAGUCGCUUAUUUGCUCUGCAGCCACCUCUUCCGCCCCGCCCCGCCUCACCCUCUCGCUCCCCUGCGGCUCUCUCGCCGCCCCUUCGCUGUCGAUAUCCCCCAACCAUUCCCUCGAAGAUUCCUUCGCCGGCCAACGCCUCCUCUGGACACACCACGCCGACACGCUCCAGGACUCGCUCGAGGAGCGUCGGACCUACUCUCUCCGCCUCCCCAAGCGCGCUUCCGCAGCCCUCCUCGGCCCUUACCUCGCCCACCUCUCCGGCGCGGCCGACCACCUCGAGCGCUCCUCACGCCCCCGUCGCCUCUUCACCAACUCGCCUCGCGGAGUGACACCCUCCUGGUUCUCCGUGCCGUUCCGCCACCCGGCCACAUUCGCCACGCUGGCGCUCGAGCCCGCGAUGAAAGUGAGCAUCCUGGCGGACCUGGAUGCCUUUGCGGAUGGCCGAGAGUUCUACUGCCGUACGGGCCGCGCGUGGAAGCGCGGGUACCUGCUCCACGGCCCGCCAGGUUCCGGAAAGUCCUCGCUCAUUGCUGCAAUGGCCAACCACCUGCACUACGACGUCUACGAUCUGGAGUUGACCCGAGUUGCCAACAACUCGGACCUACGUUCGUUGCUCAUCCAGACGAACAACCGCUCCGUGAUUGUAAUCGAGGACAUAGACUGCUCUCUGGAUCUCACCGGCGAUCGGCGUGGUACGGGGAAGUCCACAGCAGCGAGGAUGAGAACGGUGAGGCGUCGACGGCAGCCUUCGCUCGACAACGAGGGAACCGACUCCGAGGACGAUGACGUCGGAGGCAGAGGCAACGACGGGCGCGUGACGCUGUCCGGGCUGCUGAACUUUAUCGACGGGCUGUGGUCGUGCUGCGGCGAGGAGAGGGUGAUAGUGUUCACGACGAACUACGUGGAGGCGUUCGACCCGGCGCUGCUGCGGCCGGGCCGGAUGGACGUGCACGUGAGGCUGGGCGCCUGCGGGGCGCACGCAAUGCGGGAACUGGUGGAGAGAUACGUGGGGUUGAGGGACCACGAGAUGGUGGCCGUGGCGGAGGGUUUCAUUCGGGCGGGAGCGGAGAUGACGCCUGCGGAGGUGGCGGAGGUGCUGUUGAGGGACAGGGAAGAACCAGAGGAGGCGGUGAGGAGCUUGGUAGCUGAGCUGAGGGCGAGAGUCGUGGGUGGAGUAGGCAGCGAAGAGGAAGAGGAGGAGUCCGGGAGGGCGUGGAGUUGGGAGGAGUCGCCGGAGAAGGCGGGGGGAAAGAGGAGGAGGGCCGGUUGGGAGAAAAAGGUGAGGUUUUUGCGGCGGCUGAGGAGCUUGACCAAGUCAGAUGCAGAAAGCAGGGGGGUUUAGACGUUUCGUACGAGAAAGGCUGCAGUUAUUCUUAUUUCCCCUUCUAUGUUUCGACUUUAUGGGUAAGACCCUUUUUUAUUUUCGUUGUUGGUUGAUUUAUAGUUUCGAAGGCGUUUCUUUAACAAGAAGGAACUUACUGUACUGUGUUGUAAGAUUUGUAAUCUUCAGACUUCAGUUGGCGUAUAUAAUCCUUUGGUAUUAAUUUCCUCUUAA
Zingiber officinale is the source of this 2101-nucleotide messenger RNA. Its product is annotated as AAA-ATPase At5g57480-like. The transcript has a single exon. NCBI's taxonomy places the organism in Eukaryota, Viridiplantae, Streptophyta, Magnoliopsida, Zingiberales, Zingiberaceae. Bases 332 to 1888 code for a protein of 518 amino acids. The record is from RefSeq and is a predicted model, not a curated record. Gene Ontology annotation, molecular function: ATP binding; ATP hydrolysis activity.